AUGGCUGUUCGCAGGACCCACACACCAGGCAGCCUUCGGCUGGCUCCGCUAGUCUUGCGAGUUCCGUUCAUCAACUCCCCUCUGCCAUCACCAAGCCUUCCAUCAACAUUCCCUCCUCGUGCUCCCAGGUCCUCCGAUUUGCGUGUUCUAAAACCAUGGUGGCGCUUAAGUCUAAUUCUCGGCUGUUGCCUCACCGUUACCUGGCUUACGUUUUCAAUUUGGCACAUUGAAGGUGCUGCCGUUGCUUGCCAAUCGCAUGGGGAAAAUGCAUCCGAAAGUUUUGGAAGCAAUACAUUACCGGACACUCCUGGACCUAUUAUGAUCAAAGAUGAAAAAGGACGGACCCGAUGGACAGUCUCAAUUCCACCGGAUCAUAUCCUGCCACUGUCUCCCUCUACUUAUGCGAGAAUAUGCAUGGAGACGUGGGACUUGGCGGCUCAUGUCUCGUUAAUAACGAAUACUAAGUCACGAACAAUUAAUGGGCAACUCUAUGGAUUUCACUACCAGGACAAGAACUUUAUAGACAUUGUUGAUGCGCAAGAACUAGGCCUCCUUCCUAGCAAUUACCCUACCCAAUUCCCUGCUAAAACAAUGGCUGGAUUGGGCCGACAGGAGCAUAGUACUGAAGAUUUACCUCCGUGCAAAAAGUCCUUAACCUUCGUGCUAGAGUCGGAUGAUGCUGGCUUCGGUGUGGCAUUGAUGGGUUUAUGGAUGGCCUAUGGACUCGCCAAAGAAGAAGGGCGGGCGUUCUUUAUUGAUGAUUCCAAUUGGGCCUAUGGCAAAUAUACUACAUAUUUCAAAGCUCCACCAUUACCGACAUGUCAUCCUCCAUUUAUGUCCCAGCGGAUACCAUGUCCCUUACAGGCGCGUCAUCUACUGGUUUCGCCGUCUACCUUCCGCUGGAUAUUCAACAAGAAUUUCAGCGAACGGUUUGAAAGCCGACAUAAAACUGGCGUUGAUCGGCAGAAGCCCAUAUUCUCGCUUCUUCGAACUGGAUAUGAGAAUCUCUUUCUUUUGAGCGACACCGACAAUGCGUUUUACAGGAAACGGAUCAUGCAGCUAAGGACCGAUAGGCAGGGGGUUCAGGUUGGGAUUCACAUACGGCGUGGUGACUGUCACCCUCUAGAAUUUCAAUAUGAAAAUUCCUACAUUCCCCUGGACGUUUACACCCAACGAGCUGAAGAACUGGUCAAGUCACUCACUGCUCAGUCCCUUUCGCAAUCCGCAAAGAACACGACGAUCGUGGGCUCUGACGACCCAGAUGUGUAUCUAGCGCCAGAAAUGAGACAUGUCCGGAAGGCCCAAUCAUAUAUCUCCCUAAUAAGUAAAUCUACGCUUGGCGCGGCCUCAGCUACACCCAGGCAGCCCGUGGACACGAAUAGUGGCUGGGAGGGGGGAUUUUUUAAUGGCUUAUUCUGGUCCCUGGGCUCCCCAUUUUCUCGGCCAAGAAGAAGUGAUAGUCCACCCCCAUCAAAAUAUCCUACUUCACUUUCUUCUUCCAGCGGUACCACUCAUCCCUUAUCGGGGCAGAGUGCUGAUACGAGCACCUUUCCUUCGGAUGAUGACCAACUUCACCUCCAGUCCCUAGAUAAUGCGCUACGGCUACGUGAAUUUGUCGGUCGCGCAUACAUACUCGAUCUUGCUGUGCUUGGCUCGUCAGAUGCCAUAGUAUGCGGCGUGAGCAGUGUAACAUGUCGACUACUGGGAGUUAUACUUGGCUGGGAGAGAGCGAUUGGGCAAAAGAGAUGGAAAAAUGUGGAUGGUCCCUUGGAUUGGCAAAGCUUUAUUUGGUAGUUAAAUACGGAGUAUCUGACGGGUACGUUAUCGGUCCUAGAUAACAAGCCCUCACUGUAUGUUGGGUAUGUAUGUACAUACGUACGUACGGCACCCAUUAAUGGGCUCGCUGUCCCAUAUGACGGGAAUAAAUAGGGUGCCCCGGGGGAUGGGGGUUACCACAACAGCAAAUCUCCCUGUUCCUGUUGGUGGGAUAUUUUCCGAGAACCAUUAUUUUUUUAGUCCUUGAUUUGACC
Molecule: messenger RNA, 2030 nt
Organism: Coccidioides posadasii C735 delta SOWgp
Lineage: Eukaryota; Fungi; Ascomycota; Eurotiomycetes; Onygenales; Onygenaceae
Biological process (GO): protein N-linked glycosylation
Molecular function (GO): alpha-(1->6)-fucosyltransferase activity
Source: RefSeq, a predicted model, not a curated record